Trichoderma asperellum CBS 433.97 is the source of this 720-nucleotide messenger RNA. NCBI's taxonomy places the organism in Eukaryota, Fungi, Ascomycota, Sordariomycetes, Hypocreales, Hypocreaceae. The record is from RefSeq and is a predicted model, not a curated record.
UCUCGUAUAUUUACCAGCCGUCACUAACAAAAGAAGUAGCCCGAAUCCAAUGCGCAAGGUGAGCUGCUUCUGAGUCUCAGACAACAGCCUGGACCUCGGCCGACCAACCAACGCACACUUUGCAUCACGUCCGAGCUUCCACCCCCUACAUCCAACAUCCAUGCUUGGUGCAGUACUUACGACCCGGCUAGCUGGUAAUUUUCCAUAUCCCUCCCUCUUCGGCACAUUUGGCCUGCAGCUAGCGUGGUCCAGUGACCCAGACUAUCUGUCGGUACAGGCUGCAACCAGGAGCAUGGACUCUCCAAUAGCGGCGGUCAGUGGUCCCUGCAUUACAUUCCCAGUUGCAGCCGGCCCCCUUGCUCGCACAUUGACCCAACCUGUCAAGAGAAAUCUGCGUAACAGCGGCGGCCACCGCGGAUUCAGGACCAAGUAGAGCGUGUGUCUGCCCCGCCAUCGCUUGACUCGGAGACUUUGCUGAUGCCACGGCUGCUACGAAGGGGCUACGGCUAACUGUAUUACUAGUUAGUUGGGCAUAUGUAGGAACAGGCCAUCGGUAAGCAGUGACAUGCGAUCUCUCUCUCUAAGCGAUCGGCUGCUGCAGGUUCGCCUCAUUUCAGUGCCCUGUCCGUCCCAGAGUGGAUAUCCUAGCGAAAACUGUCUCGGCGAUAGGGGGAAGAUGGGAUGCUCUGGCCGCCACUGGCUUAGGGACAAAGAUACCAU